GUUAUAAUUGUUUUUCUUGACCUGGUCGAUGGAGUAGAGACUACACGUCGCGCUCCCCAUCCCAACAUCCAUGCUGAUAUCAUCUUGGCUGCAACCUUAUCCCUUGGAUGGUUGUAUGACGACGACUCGGGUGUUAUCCCGCCAUGGAAGCAGCACCUACGCCACUUGAAACGGUGAGAUCGGAAUUAGACACGACCAUGAGCGUGGCGGAGUCAGAUAUCAACCUCAGCUCAGCCGGUGAUACUUCCAGCACCACAGACUCCAACGCUGGGAUAUCAUUACCCGUGCCCACCAGCUUGAUAUCGAAUGUAGAUAACCCAACAUGCAGUAAAAGCAAGGAAGUGGAGUGCCUCAAUUCGCAGUUGAACAAUCAGCACGGAGUUAUCUCGGGUGGUGCCGGGAAUGGCGGGCCUGGUAUCCUCUCUUUCUCCGCCCAACAAGUCGUCUGCGUCUGUGAGGCGUUGCGACAAGAAGGCAAUAUCGACAGAUUAGCACGAUUUCUUUGGACGUUACCUGCUGACGAGACUCUCCAGAAUGAUGAGACGGUGUUGCGGGCACGCGCUGCGGUGGCAUACCACCAGGGCCAUUAUAGGGAACUUUACAACCUCCUCCAAAACCAUAACUUUAACCCAGCCUUCCAUACAGAACUCCAGGACCUGUGGUACCAAGCCCACUAUAAGGAAUCUGAAAAGUUACGGGGUAGGCCCUUGGGUGCCGUGGACAAGUAUCGCAUUAGGAGGAAGCAUCCACUUCCAAGGACCAUUUGGGAUGGGGAGGAGAUGGCCUAUUGCUUCAAGGAGAAGUCGAGGAAUAUGCUGAAAGAAUGUUAUAAACAAAACCGGUACCCCACGCCGGAUGAGAAGAGGAAUCUGGCAAAGGUGACAGGACUCACCAUGACUCAAAUUAGUAAUUGGUUCAAGAAUAGACGACAAAGAGACAAGUUACCUAUGUCUCUCAAAGGGUAA
Lytechinus pictus (painted urchin) is the source of this 965-nucleotide messenger RNA. RefSeq names its product homeobox protein SIX6-like. The transcript has a single exon. NCBI's taxonomy places the organism in Eukaryota, Metazoa, Echinodermata, Echinoidea, Temnopleuroida, Toxopneustidae. Gene Ontology annotation, molecular function: RNA polymerase II cis-regulatory region sequence-specific DNA binding; DNA-binding transcription factor activity, RNA polymerase II-specific. The record is from RefSeq and is a predicted model, not a curated record. Gene Ontology annotation, biological process: regulation of transcription by RNA polymerase II. Bases 144 to 965 code for a protein of 273 amino acids. Gene Ontology annotation, cellular component: transcription regulator complex; nucleus.